UUGAUUUUAUGCUGAUCUUACUUCCUUUACUAGCAUCAAAUGCUAGUUAUGGAUUGCACACCCAAUGCGAGUGUCAAAUGUGGUGUCAAACGUAAACAUCAGUCCUUAUCUCUGCUAGAUAAGAUAGAAUUGUUGAAAAAACUCGACUGUGGUGUUCCGGUGCCUCAAGUUUGUAAGAUUUAUGGUAUAGGUUCGUCGACUCUGUAUGAUAUAAAGAAGAAGAGGGAAAAAAUCAAGCAAUUCGUAACAGACUGUGAUUCCAUGAAGCAAAUCAACAACAGGAAAACCAUGAAAGCAGGCAAAAGCACAGAACUGGACCGAGUGUUGGUCGAAUGGUAUCGCAAGUGUCGAAACGAAGGGUUGAAGCUGACGGGCAACAUGAUCAUGGAGAAGGCCAAGAUAUUCCACAAAGAACUCAAAAUAGAAGGCGAACGUGACUAUGGCAAAGGGUGGUUACAAAGGUUUAAGAAACGCCAUGGAAUGUUGACGGCUAAAAUGUGUGGAGCUAAAAAGGCCUCAAAUCACUCAGGAGCUGACAAGGACGGAGAACUCGAGGUCGGCGCUGACGAGGGCGAAGAAAUCGCAGAGAUUUCUUCGCCCUCGUCAAGGAGAACCCAGGCACUGGAGGAUGAGAUCCUAGAUAUGGUGCUUAAGGACGUGGAAAAUAGGAAACAGGAUGACAGCGACUGUGAAGACAUAACUGAAUUACUCUCAGUUGAAAAGUUGAUUAAGUUGACUGAUGAACUUAUUGAUGGACUAGACCAUUGUGACUUCAUGCCCAAGCAAGAAAUAAUUAUAUUUCAUCUGCUGCUUGACAAAUUGCACAGGGAAAGAGCAAAGCAAUUAAAGCAACUUGGCCUUGAUAAAACACCAAAGAAGAGAAUUCAUCAAGUGAAAGAUUCCGAGAACAGAAUGAGCAAGAAGAAAAAGAUAUACGAGGAUGAGUCAUCAGUGGCACUGCCCGGCAAACAGGAGUGUGCCGAGGAAAGUACAAAAUCAGUGCACAAGACAACGCAGGCAACUUCCACCAUUUCUCCUAUCCACCCCUUUCCACAUGACGACCAGAUAGCAGUCACAGUAUCCAGCCCAAGACGCAGAAAUGAUAAAAUGCCAGACAGAAAAUCAUGUCAUGUCCAGCACAAUGAGCACCAUACUCUAAUCCUGAAACGCAUUCUAGAAGAUACAACCUUUGCCGAUGUGACGCUAACAGCUGAAGGACAGUCAUUGAAGGCACACAAGGCAGUGUUGUCAGCCAUGAGCCCUUACUUCAAAAAAGUGUUGCAAAAGAACCCAAGUCCUCACCCCAUCAUCAUCAUGCCACUUGACAUGUCAUUUGAGGAUCUCCAAGGAAUUAUAAAUUACAUUUACAUUGGUGAGAUAAUUGUGCCAGCUGAAAAUUCAUCCUCACUCUUAAAGGCUGCAAAGAUUCUUCAGAUUUCUGGCUUAUUCACCUUAGAUGAAAGAGUACGUGAUGCAUCUUUAUCAUUCAGUGAUGCACAGUCAGCCCAUCCAGACAAUGGUGGUGCAGCUGUAUCAACCAACCAGUCUAGUGGAAUUUGGAGUUGGAGUCCAAGCGGCAAGGAAGACGUUAAAAAGUCGCAGUCUCCCAGUGAAACUAGAAUGAAUGCAGUAUCAUCAUCUGCUGACAUUGAAAACCUGCCAGAGGCUAAUUGGCAGGAACACACACAUGAUGAUUCAAUCUGUUCAGUGCCUGCUGUGGAGGAGGUUGCUGAUCCAUUAGAUAUUGUUAACCAGAAGACACAUGAAGAUAUUGCACAGUCUGGAGAGUCCAGUCACUCACUAAUGGCAGAUGUUUUGGUGCUUUUACCCGACCAAGACGCUCUUUCAAGGACUGCGGAUUGUGAAUAUAGUACAAGAAAAGAGGCAUGGGACGACUUUGAUGUUCGUUAUCUUGAAGGUGAUUGCUCUUUCCACCAAUCUCCAACUAUAUCUGAAGGACAGUGGUGUGAAACACAAAAGUGUGUGGAAGUUAAAGAAGAAUUCAUUGAAUGAAAAUGCAGUGAAUUAGACUAGUGCAUUUGAAAAUCUCAUAAGACAGGAUUUUUUUUUCUCUCGCUGUCUGUCUUUUUCACUCUCUUCUCUUCUCUCCCUC
Molecule: messenger RNA, 2113 nt
Organism: Penaeus vannamei (Pacific white shrimp)
Lineage: Eukaryota; Metazoa; Arthropoda; Malacostraca; Decapoda; Penaeidae
Biological process (GO): regulation of transcription by RNA polymerase II
Cellular component (GO): nucleus
Molecular function (GO): protein binding; DNA binding
Source: RefSeq, a predicted model, not a curated record